Molecule: messenger RNA, 2794 nt
Organism: Dioscorea cayenensis subsp. rotundata (Guinea yam)
Lineage: Eukaryota; Viridiplantae; Streptophyta; Magnoliopsida; Dioscoreales; Dioscoreaceae
Product: TBC1 domain family member 5 homolog A-like
Exons: 5
Coding region: 111-2600 (829 amino acids)
Biological process (GO): activation of GTPase activity
Molecular function (GO): GTPase activator activity
Source: RefSeq, a predicted model, not a curated record
UCCCAAACCUUCCCUUUGGCUCUUGGCCAUCCAAAGUUGGCUCCUUUAUACGUUUAUCGCUGACAAAAUCCCACCUUUAUCUCAUUUUUCUCUAGAAUCCCUAGGGAGCCAUGGCUCCAGCCCUGGUUGAUCCCUCAUUGCUUGAAAUCUCGCAAUCGGAUCGGAGUUUGGCCGUGGAAUCGAUGGAAUCGAGAUUCUCGGACCUUCGGGGCGUUAGGUGGCGCAUCGAUCUCGGGAUUCUUCCCGGAUUGGCAUCGGCGUCGAUCGAUGAGCUCCGGCGGGUCACCGCUGAUACCCGGAGAAGAUAUGCCAGCAUGAGACGACGUCUUCUUAUAGAUCCACAUCUCAAUAAAGAUGGAAGUAGUUCUCCAGACCUUUCUAUUGACAACCCGCUAUCACAAAAUCCUGAUAGCACAUGGGGCCGCUAUUUCCGGAAUGCCGAGUUGGAAAAAAUGGUUGAUCAGGACCUUUCCCGUUUGUACCCUGAACAUGGUAGCUACUUCCAGACACCUGCAUGCCAGGCCAUGUUGAGAAGGAUAUUGCUGAUGUGGUGCCUUCGGCACCCAGAAUACGGCUAUAGACAAGGGAUGCAUGAACUAUUGGCGCCUCUACUUUAUGUACUUCAUGUCGAUGUGCAACAUUUGUCUGAAGUUCGCAAAGUCUAUGAAGACUAUUUUACAGAUGACUUUGAUGAAAUGUCUUUCCCAAAUGGUGAUCUGGUUACUAACUACAGAUUCACAAGGGCUGCAAACUGGGACGCUGGACUGGAAAAUGCGAUUGAUUCUCAGGGGGACAAGGCUAAACCUUGCAGCCUGGAUGACCUUGAUAAUGAGACGAGGGACAUUUUUCUCUUAAGUGAUGCUUAUGGUGCUGAGGGAGAGCUUGGCAUUGUCUUAUCUGAGAGAUUCAUGGAACAUGAUGCUUAUUGCAUGUUUGAUGGGUUGAUGAGUGGAGGCCAUGGGGUGGUGGCAAUGGCGGAUUUCUUCUCCCCUUCUUCAGCUGCUGGGUCCAGCUCAAGUUUACCACCAGUGAUAGAAGCAUCAUCUGCAUUGUAUCACUUGCUUUCUAUUGUGGAUUCAUCUCUUCACAGUCAUCUAGUUGAACUUGGUGUCGAACCUCAGUACUUUGCAUUAAGAUGGUUGCGUGUGCUAUUUGGACGUGAAUUUUCCCUCGAGGAUCUUUUGGUGAUUUGGGAUGAAAUAUUUUCUUCUUCCAAUGGUUCAGUUGUGGAGCCUGCUUUGGACUAUAGUUUCAAGGUCUUGUGCUCUCCUCGGGGAGCAUUCAUCUCAGCAAUGGCAGUCUCCAUGCUUCUACACCUACGAUCGUCACUGCUAGCCACCGAAUAUGCGACGGCUUGCCUCCAAAGACUAUUAAAUUUCCCGGAGAAUGUAGAUGUGAAGAAGUUGAUCGAGAAAGCAAAGUCAUUGCAAGGCCUUGCACUUGAAGCUAAUCUUUCAUUGUCUCCGUCCCAGGAAAGUUCCAACCGGAAUAAACAAAUGGUUGGUAGGGGCUAUAGUCUUCCAGCUGCUACAAGUUCUCCAAAGACACCACUGCAUCUAAUACCGGAUAGCUACUGGGAAGACAAAUGGCGGGUGCUACAUAAAGAUGAAGCACUCCGCUCAGGAACCAAAGGCCGUUCACUUUCAAAAGGAACAGUGAAAGGGAUGCUAGUAAAGAGACUAGGUUUAUCUCGGACAGAAUCUGAUCCUUCUCCUGCAAUGACUUUGAAUGAUAAUAAUGAUGCUCGGUCUUCUGUCAGGCGUAGUCUGGUAAGUGAUUUUGCUAAAGAAGCCGACUUAAAACCUGACCUCGGGGAAGUGAAACACGAGAAAGAUUUCGAUAUUUCCAGUAGCAAAGAGUCUAUAUCCAUGGUCGUAGAUGAGGAGAAGAAUUUUACUGAAGCUGUUAACCAUGUUGUCAUUGAGGACACAUGUUUGAGCGGCGAGAAUUCUGUAUGUUCUCCUGUGACCAGUCCUCAUAGAUUGCAUGAUGAGCAUGAAAAUGCAUCAGACCGAAGUAGUGUUACUUCAAAUUCAUUUGUUGCUGAUAAUGAUGAAAGUCAUGAAAUCCAAAAUCUGGAUGAGUCUACCAACAAGAGUGUCAAUGGUAGUCCUGAAAAUCCACUACCUCGAGACUCGGAAGACAUGGAAACCAUCUCUACCAGAAAUCUUGUAGCUGAUGCAGAUAAGAUAGAGAAAGAGGAUACUGCUCUGAAGGACAGGAAACCUCUUUCCGGUAAAUUUCAAUGGUUAUGGAAGUUCAGCAAAGGAUCUAAUGGAGGAAAUGGCGAGAAAGGGGGAAUUGAGGGACAACAACAGUCCUCUGUUAAUGGAAACAUCUCCAAAACAAUCUCAGGCAGUACAAUUUCUGAUGGUAGGGCAGAAGUUGCCGACAAGAAUAUGAUGAGCACUUUGAAAAAUCUAGGACAAUCCAUGCUUGAAAAUAUUCAGGUUAUCGAAUCAGUGUUCCAACAAGAUCGAGGCCAAGCUGGCACACUAGAGAACCUAUCAAACAAUAUUCUCAAGGGCAAAGGGCAAGCAACAGCCAUGACAGCACUGAAGGAGCUUCGGAAAAUCAGCAACCUACUAUCCGAAAUGUGAUCGAUUUAAACACAUUGUAAGUACCAUUCAUCUAGCAAUAAGAUCGAAGCUUCUGGUCCACGUUUCCAAUUAAUAUCUUGGUGUUCGAUCAUUAUGUACAUAUCAGCGUCAAAUUAUAAGAGGUUUAUAAUCCCAACGAUGUCGGAAUACUUGUGCACUGUUUGAAUGCAAAGCGGCAAAAUUAAGUUUCAGCU